AUGAGUUCCAUCGAGGUUAUACCGGGGAAGACUAGGAUCGGCUGGAUAGGGACGGGUGUGAUGGGCCGACCGAUGUGCGAAAAUAUCUUGAAGAAAGGAUUUUCUCUAACAGUGUACAACCGUACCGCCAGCAAAGCUGCUGCGCUGCAGCAGCUAGGUGCUGCUGUUGCUGCUACUGCAGCAGAAGUAGCAGCAGCAGUAGAUGUUCUUUGUAUUAUGGUGGGGACACCUGAUGAUGUUCAACAACUCAUCUUGGGUCCCGGUGGUGUAUCUUCUCGUCUUUCUCCCGGAGAUGUGGGGGCAAGGAAUGGGACGCUCACAGUGAUGGCUGGCGGAGACGCAAAAACAUUUGAGAAUCUUCGCCCCCUUUUUGAGGCAGUAGGAACAAAUAUCAUUCAUGCAGGGCCUGCAGGAUCAGGCCAGAGGAUGAAACUCUGCAACCAGAUUACCCUAUGUACAAACCUCGUCGGCCUGGCGGAAGGUCUUCUCUUCGCCGAACGGGCUGGGCUCGACAUUGAGAAGACUCUUGCAGUUCUUUCUGGAGGAGGAGCAGCGAGCUGGUCGGUGUCUACCUACGGACCCCGCAUCCGCGACGGCGACUUUCGUCCGGGUUUUUUUGUUCGUCAUUUAGUUAAGGAUUUACGAUUGGCUUUAAAUGAGGCAGCAAGAUUAAAACUGGCUCUACCAGGUUUAGGGUUGGCGCUGCAGCUGUAUCAGGCAUUAGAGGCACAAGGAGGAGGAUCCUUAGGAGUGCAUGCAUUAAAGAUCGCGUUAAAUAAUAUUAAUGCACAAAAUAAAUCUAUAGAGGAUGUUGUAGGACAACUCAAUUAA
Molecule: messenger RNA, 831 nt
Organism: Eimeria maxima
Lineage: Eukaryota; Apicomplexa; Conoidasida; Eucoccidiorida; Eimeriidae
Product: NAD binding domain of 6-phosphogluconate dehydrogenase, putative
Exons: 9
Coding region: 1-831 (276 amino acids)
Molecular function (GO): oxidoreductase activity; NADP binding; NAD binding
Source: RefSeq, a predicted model, not a curated record